This is a messenger RNA of Manis javanica (Malayan pangolin), 4580 nucleotides long. The record is from RefSeq and is a predicted model, not a curated record. Lineage: Eukaryota; Metazoa; Chordata; Mammalia; Pholidota; Manidae.
GGUAGGCUGUCAUUCUGCAAAAGCUGCCCAGACCAGGCUUUCCUCUGAAAAGCAGUGGUGCCGGUUCCUUUUUAGAAAGACUGAAUCUAAAUGUCGUCUCUGGAGACAAGAAGCCUUCAGAAUGUUAAAUUACUUUCAUUAUGUUUUUUCAGAUGCUUAUUGAUUCCACAGUAGGAAGAGUGAAAGACUGCAGCAGCCUCUAAGCAGCACUACAUGUUCCACACACUAGCAGUACUGCUGAAACAAUGGCACAGUACAGACACAUAUUUUCAUUAAGGUCUUUUCCGAAGAGAUGUUUAUGACCCUCAUCCCCCAGUCCUCUACUAACAAGUGAACAAAAUGAAUCAAUCAAAACUGGAAACGCUUCAACUACAUCAAGAUUUUAUCAAAUCUUUAGCGGAGGGCCCACGACAGCUAAUUCAAUAUUUACAACUGACAAUAUGAAGAACCCAUCUGACCGAGCAUCUCCUUAGCUGUCUGAACCACGAACUGCAGGAUAUUCUUGUAACACAUGAUUUUAAGGCAUUAAGGAGUUAAAAGCAGAGAACACAGGUCUACAUUACUGCUGGGAUGUAAUACAUCAACAAUAAUCAUUUUAAGAAGAUGCUAUAUAAAAUAGCCACAAAAAGAAAAAUAAUAUAACUGUAAAAGCCUGACAACAAAAUGGUGAGCAUUUUUAAUGGGGGAGCUUAUACUUUAACAUAUCAGAAUUGUGGAUUCUUGAAGAAACAAUGAAACCUGGAUUGCCAGAAGAAGAAUAUCAUAUACUACCAGCAAGCUAAAUGAAGCUUUAGCAAGUGUUUUCUGCACUAAAUAUUCAGAUAUUCAUAUCAAUUAAUAUUACUAAAAGAUUUUUCCAUCUAAGUUUUAUCAGCAAGUAUGUAUCUUCUUCUAAUGAAAACAAACCAAAUUAAAUAGCUGAUGGUUUUCAUCAAACACGGACUGGAUUUAUAAUAUAAAGCAAGUUAUGUGAUCAAGAAAUUAAGGACUGCUAUAGAAACAGACUUACAUUUGUUAACAAAAGGAUGUCUAAAUACAUUCUAGAAGCUAGAAACCUUAUGUUUCCAUUUUUGUUUUCAAAUGUUCUGGGAAACAGACACUUUCAUAUAUUCCCUCAAAGGGAAAUGUAACUCCUAUCAUUUGAGGAAGUUUCUCUUGGUUGACUUUUUAAGACAAAACAAACACAAAUAUUUUGUACUGGUCUUUAGAAAUCCACCAGCCAACUAACUCUCAUAAUUCAUACAGUUGAAGUACUGGAGAGAAAAAAAAGAAUUCCUACAAGACAUGAAAUAAAACACAGCUACUUCACUGUUGUCGGGUAAAAAUUCAUGUCAAAAUCUGCCAAUGACACCAUGUAUCAAUUUGUGAAAAACUGCUAUAGUGAGCCAAAAGGCCCAUAGGCAACAGCAAACAGGGAAAACACCAACUGCUCCAAAAGAAUGUGUUUUUCUCCCAUUCUGGAAAUCAACAUGCAGUCUGAAUCUAACAUUACAGUGCGAGAUGACAUUGAUGACAUCAACACCAAUAUGUACCAACCACUAUCAUAUCCAUUAAGCUUUCAAGUGUCUCUCACCGGAUUUCUUAUGUUAGAAAUUGUGCUGGGACUUGGCAGUAACCUCACCGUACUGAUACUUUACUGCAUGAAAUCCAACUUAAUCAACUCUGUCAGUAACAUUAUUACAAUGAAUCUUCAUGUACUUGAUGUAAUAAUUUGUGUGGGAUGUAUUCCUCUGACUAUAGUUAUCCUUCUGCUUUCACUGGAGAGUAACACUGCUCUCAUUUGCUGUUUCCAUGAGGCCUGUGUAUCUUUUGCAAGUGUCUCAACAGCAAUCAACAUUUUUGCUAUCACUCUGGACAGAUACGACAUCUCUGUAAAACCUGCAAACCGAAUUCUGACAAUGGGCAGAGCUGUAAUGCUCAUGAUAUCCAUUUGGAUUUUUUCAUUUUUCUCUUUCAUGAUUCCCUUUAUGGAGGUAAAUUUUUUCAGUCUUCAAAGUGGAAAUACAUGGGAAAACAAGACACUUUUGUGUGUCAGUAUAAAUGAAUACUACACUGAACUGGGAAUGUAUUACCACUUGCUAGUACAGAUCCCAAUAUUCUUUUUCACUGUCAUAGUAAUGUUAAUCACAUACACCAAAAUACUUCAGGCUCUUAAUAUUCGAAUAGGCACAAGAUUUUCAACAGGGCAGAAGAAGAAAGCAAGAAAGAAAAAGACAAUUUCUCUAACCACACAACAUGAGACUACAGACAUGUCACAAAGCAGUGGUGGGAGAAAUGUAGUCUUUGGUGUAAGAACUUCAGUCUCUGUAAUAAUUGCACUCCGGCGAGCCGUGAAACGACACCGUGAACGAAGAGAAAGGCAAAAAAGAGUCUUCAGAAUGUCUUUAUUGAUUAUUUCUACAUUUCUUCUCUGCUGGACACCAAUUUCUGUUUUAAAUACGACCAUUUUAUGUUUAGGCCCAAGUGACCUUUUAGUAAAAUUAAGGUUGUGUUUUCUAGUCAUGGCUUAUGGAACUACUAUAUUUCACCCUCUACUAUAUGCAUUCACUAGACAAAAAUUUCAAAAGGUCUUGAAAAGUAAAAUGAAAAAGCGAGUUGUUUCCAUAGUGGAAGCCGACCCCAUGCCUAAUAAUGCUGUAAUACACAACUCUUGGAUAGAUCCUAAAAGAAACAAAAAACUUUGCUUUGAAGAUAGUGAAAUAAGAGAAAAAUGCUUAGUACCUCAGGUCGUCACAGACUAAGGAAAAGACUAAGGUUCACCAAACCCACAUUCAGAAGUUCUCAAUUAAAAUGUAAAAAAUGGAAUUACUGCCAAAUAUGAGGAAAAACACUUUAAGUAUUAGUUAUGGGUUGUAAAUUUUCAAUGUAAAUGUCAAGAUUAGAUUAGGUCAUAUAUAUUCAAUUUCUUCAUUACUUAAUGUAUUUGUUGCAUGGCAGUUUGUUAAAAUAAUAUUGUGUAUAUUUUGUCAAUAUUAUGUCUGUCCAUCAGAAGAUACUCAUGUAAGUCAUAUUUUUUAAAGAAUAAAUACAUAGCCUUAAAACAGUGUACAACUUUAAAACAUAACUGACACAGAUAUCCUUGCUUUUUUUUAAUAUAAAGUAUAUUGUUUCUAAGCCACAAACUAUAUAUAUAUUUAUAUGAUGACAACUGAUACAGCAUUUUAACAUAAGAAUAAAAAUUACGGGCUCCAAACAAUCAAAACAAUCCAGGAUUUUCUGUAUCCUGUACUGUUUUCUGGUGUUGUCUACUUGCUGUAAUACUAAAUGCAUCAAAAAUUAUGAGCUAUGCAUAAAACUUUAUCCUCUUUUUUAAAUGUAGAAAUUGUAGGAUUUAUCAGGAUUUUAAAAUUCAAGAACCAAAAAACAGUCCUCUGUAUGCACACCAAGCUACAGAAACUUUGAAAUUCAAGUUUAUUAUGAAAAACACAUUGAAUUUCUAAGAUCAAGGGCACUAUGCCUAAAAUAUACAAAUGAACUGAUAAUAAAGAGAAGGAAGAAAAUUAAAGCACUAGCCUCUUUCUUCCUUUCUCACUUUGCUUGAGUCUAAGCCAAAUGCUCUGGAUUCAUACAGUACAUUGGUAAAAACCAGUGCAUUAAAAUAAGCUGACUUCCUUACUUUACUCAAGUCAGGCUUUUUGUAUAAUAGAAGUUAACUAAUAAAAUCUGAAUACAAGGAAGAAAAAAACUUUAUAUAACAUUGUAGAAAAGUUUAACAAAAGUAACUAUUUCUAAUUUUAGAUAUACAGGAACUUCAGCCUAACACAAUUUACACAAUGUUCCCACAUAACCAUGUUUCAAAAUACAGUAGUUCUAUUUCCACUCGGAAAAUCACUAAAGCAAAAAUAAAUCUUGUCGUUUUGUUUUAUUCUACAUGACUUAAUUUAACUUUCAGCAUUUUAUCUCCCAUCUUCAAUUCAUGUUGGAAUACUUCUUUGCUAUGAGAUUGUGAAUCCUAACUACAGAUAUGAGGUUUGGGAAUCUCAAAGCCAACAAAUAUUUUCCAGUUGCUAUAAUCUAAUAAUCUAUUGAUGAGUGCUAAUUAUCAUUGUAUUAAAAAACAGCAAAAAGCUACUUAAAGUAGGCAAAUACUUGCCACCUUGUAAUUGGUUAAUGGGUCAAUAUUGUUUUUUAACAGUGUAUUCACUAAAUCAAGUAGCAACUCAUUUUUAAGUAAAAAAAUUUUGUCUAACAAUAAUAAAUCACUUUUUUGUAAAUAAAUGAGAUUUAUCCAAUAUAGUUAGUGAAUACCUCAAUCCUUGGGGAAAUGAGCACCGUGCAAUAGCUUGAAUUCACUGAAGUUAUAUGGCAAAUUUAACAGUGAUUUAUUUGUUAAAAUAAUGUCAAAUCUUGACAAAGGCAGCUUCUUUCUGCCUUUUUUUCCUACUCUUUUAUGGAAUUAAAGAAAUGGUUCAAUUUGACAAAAUGUGGCAUAUGCAAGUAAGACUUAUAUUUUGAAACCAUAAAAAGAAAUUAAGACUUCAUAAAAAUAUUAACAUUUUUUCAUUUGAUAAAUGUUUGACACAGUAUAUCUAAUAUAUUCAUUAAAAUUUUUUAAACUAAUUUUAUGCUUAGACUUCUGA